This is a messenger RNA of Candidula unifasciata, 676 nucleotides long. The record is from the annotation of a GenBank genome assembly. NCBI's taxonomy places the organism in Eukaryota, Metazoa, Mollusca, Gastropoda, Stylommatophora, Geomitridae.
AUGACUGGUGCAGAACUGCUGAAGAUGAAUGAGGAAGAUUUCUCUAAAAGUAUCCAGGAAAUGGCAAUCAAGGACCUGAUGGAUACCAUUUCUGAUCUUCAAAAAGAGAUGGCAAAGGAACAGGAGAAUUUUAACUUACUGAGUUCAGAAUUGAAGAACUUCAAGGACCGCAACUCAAGGCAGUACAAACAGAUAUCUAAAGACAUGGUUGCCUCCCAGCAUCGUUUGACGUUGCUGAUGAAUAGAAGCAUAAAAUGUUUUGCACAGCAAAACAUACACAACAACAGCGACUCGCCUCUCAAGAGAAGAAACUCGGCAAAAGGUCUCCCGCAUGCAGCAACACCUGCUUCAGCAUUGUCUAAUUUACAUAGAAGUAAAUCCUUGCUUGCCGUCAAUCAAACAGAUGGAUCCCAUCUGCCAUCUUCCUUUCAGUCACCCAUCAAGCCACCCGCAGUGGAUCCCGGGACUGCUGCCUACAGCAGUUCGAACACCACUCACGUUCCAGUCAUAAUGAGUACCUCGAAGCAUGGAACACUUAAAAAGACGACUGAAGCCGGCGUUAACAGUAGCGUUAAUGAUAGAAGUAAGCAGGUGAAUUCUUCUGCAGAUGCUGCGUAUUCUAGUAAGGAAAAUAAUCAGCAGGCAAUAUCUGAAAACCGAGGGAUGGCUGAAUCUA